Molecule: messenger RNA, 7686 nt
Organism: Diachasma alloeum
Lineage: Eukaryota; Metazoa; Arthropoda; Insecta; Hymenoptera; Braconidae
Product: homeobox protein TGIF2
Exons: 5
Coding region: 473-1564 (363 amino acids)
Biological process (GO): regulation of transcription by RNA polymerase II
Molecular function (GO): DNA-binding transcription factor activity, RNA polymerase II-specific; RNA polymerase II cis-regulatory region sequence-specific DNA binding
Source: RefSeq, a predicted model, not a curated record
GUGCUCGACUCAGUCGCAUUCUGGCAUUCGAGUAGUUUUCACUCAGCGUCAGCCGGGCAAAUUUUCCCAUUUUCCACACUCAUCGGCGUCCCCCGGACGAAAUUAACAUCUCCAUAAAUCGCUGAACCGAGGAGACUCCGAUAAAAUUCACGCAGUUGAAUAAAGAGAAGAAAAAAGGCGCGACAACGUCAAAUGGAGGCAAGCGGGCACGACGCCGACGUCCCGCGUACGAAUCGCAACGUGCUCAAAUCAGUGUCACUAUUCUCCCACUAACAACGAUCUCACCAGCAUCAUUGACAUGUGCUUCAACCUCCGUUAAUUAGUCAGUCGAUUUUUGUGGAUAUAUCGAGGCUUUUUUUACCGAGUGACAAGUGCACGUGAGUCUCGGGCGGGUGAAUAGUCAAUUAAUCGAGACGAAAACUAAUUGAUCUAGUUGAUCGUUCGCGAGUGACAGUGAAGUGGAAAAGACAAAAUGCUUCCGCCAGCGGCGUUGCACAUGGAUCAGAGGAUAAACGGUGAUAGGACAGGUAUGCAGCAACAUCAUUCACAUCAUCAUCAUCAUUCCCAUCACUUGGAUCAUCGUCGUGAACAGAAUGGGGGCAGGGACUCGAGAUUUCACAGGCCGGCAGUACUGUCGCCAGGAAGAGAGCGUUUUCCAUCAUCAAGCAGUACAGACGACGAUCAGAGUGGCUCUGACGUUGAGCACGAUACCUCAGCAAUUCGUGGCAAGCCCCACUCUGGUAUUUUACAUUCGGGUAAUCACUCGGUGAGGAAGCGUCGUGGUAAUUUACCAAAGCAUUCAGUCAAGAUAUUGAAGAGAUGGCUGUAUGAGCACAGAUACAAUGCAUAUCCCAGUGACAGUGAAAAACUUACACUCAGUCAAGAGGCCAAUCUCACUGUACUUCAGGUAUGCAACUGGUUCAUCAACGCGCGGCGUCGUAUUCUACCGGAAAUGAUACGACGAGAGGGGCACGAUCCUUUGCAGUACACAAUUUCACGAAGGGGCAAGAAAAUGCCCGGCGGAAGCCACCAACAGGCGUCAGGACUCAGUCCAUCUGCCAAUCAAGAUUGGGAUUCACUAGCUUCGAGCGUACCUGCUAAACGGCGCAGAGAUCACGAUUAUGAGGAUCAUGUCAUGUACAGGAGUGAAGAAGACAGUCCAAACGAUUACGAGAGCAGUUCUCACAGUGAGGAGGAACGGCCCUCAGCACAGUGGCCAAGUGUCAUUGUUUACCCAUUUUCCGAGACUAAAGUCGAGCCAUCGAAUGAACUGAGUUAUGGCGAAGCACUAAAUCAUCCAGCCCGACGAGGGGAGGACAAUACAUCAGUACCAGAGGCUGCCUACUGGAGUGCACCGCGCCAGCAUUUAUCAUCAACCCCAGAAGUUAAACACGAGUCUGAGGUUUACAGUACCCACAAUAAUCACACCCACAGCGAUGAAACACCACCGCCAACACCACCCGAGGAGGACAAGGACAAGUUUAAGUGUCUUUAUCUGCUAGUGGAGGCGGCGGUCGCCGUCAGACAGCAGGAGAAGGAGCGUGAGGCCACUGUAACCGUUUAACAAAACAUUUAUAUCGUCGAGAGAGAGAAGUGAAAUCAACUAUUGAAGCCAUGAAGCCCGUUGUACCCCGGACUUUGGUGUCUAGAGUCGUUCGAACAUUGUUGGGAAUAUUUUUGGUGGUUCUAUUCAUCAUCUUUACGAUAUCGAGGGAUUUUUUUGGCUUCUCUCGAGGCCUCGGUGUCGCUGUUCAGUGAACAUUACGUUUGUGGAAGAUAUCGUUCAACUCUUUCAUUCAAUAUUUUUUAUCUGAUCGAGUUAUCAAGAGUAGUUUGACGUUAUCACUAGUACAGUUUAUCUGUUUGUGGUUGUUGAGAGUGAGAAUGCGCGAGAUGAUUUUUUUUUGGGAAUAACUGGGGGAAUUGAGGGGGAAUUGUUGGGUGAGGAUUUUUCCAUUAUUGAGGAUGUCUCUGGGGGAAGCGGUUUAUGGAUAAUUGGCAGGAGAUUUCUUUUUGGCGAUUUGGUAAACUGAAACAAUGGCUUUUUGAUAUUUUUCGAUAAAAACCUGUUCUUGUUCAAGAAAAAUUUGGAAUUAUCUCCAGAAUGAGGAGUUUUAACGAAAAAUGUCAGAAUAGCUUUUUUGAAGAUCUGGAAUUUUCAGAGAGAAAGUCUCUUUUCACAUUUUAUCCUAAACUAGCUUGUUAACGAGAUAGUUCUCCCUAUUGUAAAAAAAAUUCACAAUUUUGGGGAUUUUUUGACUAUCAAUCGAAUCUCUGCAGGGGGUUUAGAAAAAAUUGUCGAGAAAUCUAUUUCGUGAAUUUUGUGGUUUACAAAAAUUAUCUCUUGACAUACUACAAUAAACACGAUGGGUCCAGAGAUAUUUGGGAAAUAGUCUGAGUGUUUUUUUUUUCAAUUUGAGUUUAUGUUUGAAAAAAUAUGAAAUUAUCUCGAGAAUGAGGGACUUUAAGAAGUAAUAUCAAGAACCGUUCCAUCCUAAGACCACUCAUUAGUGAAAUAAUGACCUAAUUACAAAAACUUCACAUCUCAAUUCAACUUUUCUUCCACUUAUCAAUUUCCAUUAAAAAAAAUCAGUUAUCCUCCGAAAAGCAUUAGAAAUAAAACAUUUUGUACAUUAUCUUUAUAUUUCCUUAACUAACAACAGAAAAACGCUGAUAAAAACGUCAAUACGAAAUUUUAUCGAUUUCUCAAUCAUUUUUUGUUGAAUACCUCGGAAUCCAAGGGAGAUCUCAAAAAUUUUCAUGAAGACCAUUUUUGUAACUCUUGAUUUCCUCCGCAAAAACGUCUCCACGAAAAUCUUUCCAUCUCCCAAAAUGGAAAUGAACCAUUCAAAUUCCUUAUUUUGUUACUCAAAUAAUGAAUACACCUCGAAAAACCACGAAAAAUAGUUCUCAAAUUUUCAACAUUUCGAUAAAAAAAACAUGUGCCUUUGUGAGCGUCAAUUAAGAGACUAAAAUUCGCAGAAAUUUUCCAAACGCAAUUAAAUGGAUUGCAGUAAUUAUCAAAAUGCUAACAAUGAUCGAUGAAAACCAGCUCCCUCGAGCCUUUCUCCACCAGUUAAAUCCCAACAAAACUUUCUAUGAAUAAAAAUGUUGAUGUGAAGAUACAAACAAUUGUGACAAUUAUACGUAAUUCGGUUAUUUAGUGCGUAAUUGCUCAGAUAUUUGUAAUAAAAAUUGAAGAAAACUAAACUAGGAAGACUCGGGUUUAUUUCUACCAUGAAAUCACCACGACCGAACGUUCACGCAGGAUUCCAACGAAUUUACAAUCUUCAUUAUGCCAUAUUAAUUAUCUUUCAUAUAUUCGGUGGAAACAAAUUUAAAUUGCGUCCAAAUGAUGUAAUUGAUUCGAAUAUUGACUUCAAAUUCAAGACUUUUUUUUCAAUGUUUUGAAAUUUGCCCCCAAAAUCACUCGUCGUCCAGAUGAUAAAAUAAUUCAUUGAUGAAUGCACAAUUUAAAUUAAAGAACAUGUUAGUGACGCCAUUAUUGUGUUAAUAACUGGGUUUAGCAAGUGUCUAGCAAUUAUUUUUCUGUGAAAAUUGAAUCUGGAAAAAAAAAUUUUGCAGCUUGAGAUAACGUUUUUGGUCAUUAUGCAGUGAAUUGAAAAAUGUCAAGACUUUUUUCGGGGAGAAUUGAAUUUUCUAUUGAUAAUGUCUUAAAAUUGUCCCCGAAAAGCACUCGUUACCAAAAAUAUUUGAUAAUUAAUGGGACAAUGCUCAAUUGAAAGGAAACAACAUGUUAAUAAUGCAGUUACUUCGAUAAUGAGUAGAUUUAGCAUUGAAUUUUUUUUAUGAAAAGUGAAUUAUGUACAAAAUAUGUCUAGACAUUUUCAACAAAAAUCACUUGUCGUUGAGAUGAUGAAUAUCAUUUUUUCGCAAUUCAAAAUAACUGUUUUCGUAAUUAUGUCAGUAAUUAAUGAAUUUAGCGGCAGGAGUCAAGACUUUUUUUGCGGAAAAUUGAAUUUGUUACAAAAAAUGUCUUGAAAUUUGCUCCCAAAAUCACUCCUCAUUCAUAAAUGAUGCACGAUUAGAGGGAACUAACAUGUUUUUUAAUUAUGAAAUUAUCUUUGCAAUGAAUAGGUCAAGAGAAAAAUGUCACCAGACGUUUUUUGCAUCUGAAAAAAAUUCCUAAGAAAUCUCUUGGCAUUUUUUCCUACAACGACUCAUUACUGAGAUAAUUUCAUAGUUCAUUGGAAGAAUCAGAUGAGCCAAUUUAGCCAAUUUCAUAAUUUCGAUGCGUAGAAAAUAGUCCUGAAUCUCUUGAGGAUCGAAUCACAAUUUAUCGGUCCUCAGACGAAAGAUGCUCAAAACGAAAUUCCUCGUUGCCUUCCCCACUAGUAAUUCUCCAUAUACCUUUAUUUUUAGUGAAGUAAAAAUUAUUUUUCCACGUUCGAAAUUUCUUUUCUACCAAAAAUAUUUUUUGAUUCCAUUUCUUAUUGUUUUGUUCCUCAGUUCAAGCCCCAUUCAGAUUCUUGGUGUCCGGAGAAUUAACAGAUUCAAGAGGUUAAGUGGUAAAUCCUUUAACAAACUCGAAAUAUGAAUUUGUUUUUUUAAUUUCUUAAUUAAAUUGACAACCAAGCGUUGUAGAGAAAAACGACAAAAGAUUUUUCACCUGGAAAACUCAAUUCCCACCAAAAAUGUAUUUUGGCUUUUUUCUCUAGAGCCGUUCGUUCUCGAGAUAUUUAGAUAGUAAUUAACAAAAUUUUUCAUGUGAUUUGUGACUCGUCAUUGUUAAUUACCUAGUUAUCUCCGUAAUGAGUGGUUUUGAGAGAAAAAUUCAUGAGACCUUUUUUGUAAAGAAUUCGAUUUCCCACAAAAAAGGUCUAAUGACAUUUUCUGGUAGAACUACUCCCCGUUGAGAUAAUGGCGAAUUUACAAAAAUAUGAAAAAUCCCCUCACUACCACUUCACCCCUGAAUUCAAUUGAGAAACAAAUCAAAAGAAAAAAACACAAAAGCAAAAAAACUGUUAUCCGUUAUCAAAAAUAUAUAUCAUGGAAAGAUUGGUACAAAUGCCAAAGACUUACUUAACUAAUAGUAAUUAACUAAUUAAUUUUUGCGAAUUCAGUUGAUCGUUUGAUUAUUAAUUUCGUGAGAGUGAAAGAGCAUUAACAUGAGUGUGAUUAGUGAUUGAAUGUUCCAAAAAAAAUCACUCCUUUUUUUAAAUAAAUAGACAUUGAAAAAAAAAUCCUUCGUUUUGCAACCACGAAAAAUCGAGACGAAGCGAUUGAAAAAAAAUUGAAAAAUGUACAAAUUAACAACUCAAAUUAUUUUAUUUACUACUUAUACCAAUCUUCGUGGUCGUAGAAUAGUUCCAUCUAGCAUUAAGAAUUUAUUUUCAAUUUUUUAAUGAGCAAAACGCUCAACAGAAACUCGCAUUUGCGAUGAAAAACGGUAAAGAUGAACGAUAAAUCGACAAAAACUAAUUAUACAAUUCAAUUUAUCGUUCAUUGAUGAUCGAGUGCUGAUUAAUCAUCAUCACUUUGGUGUCGUAUACUUAAAAUGAAAAUAAUUGACCUCAAUAAUUACCAUCAUAAUUAAUAAAAGGCAAACAGACAAAAAAAACGCUCAGAGAAGAUUAAAAACAACAGAAUGACUAAUUAACAUUAGUUCUUGAUACGUUUUUAACAAGAGUGACGGAUAUUUUCGUAAUGAACAAUUAAUAAUCAAUAGGGAGGAUGAUUAAGUCAUCUCAGAUGCUGUUGAUGUUAUUACUGGACAAUUUUAACGUUAAAAAAAGAACAAUAUUGUUAACUAUUUGAAUAAAACGAGAAAGCGUGAUUGGGAGUCUCAUAGGUACGACGAAUAGUGUAAAAUAGUGCAAGAUGUAUGAGUUCUUAGGGUUUUAAAACAUUUGUACAAAAUUGAAAAUGAGGAGAUGAAUGAGGGAAUUCAUUGAGAAAUAAUUCAUGUGUUGAAGUGAUGAGAUCUUUGUUAAUUAAUAUUUUUAAACUCAAAAAAUUCUCCCCAAAAAAGUGAGAUAAUUAAAAAAAUGAAUAAUUGAUGCAUUCUUUGAUUGACGUGAAUUCCAAUUAACGAAUUGGACAUUUUGUUAAUCUGGGGAAAUUUUUUCCCUUCAAUCACUCAUUACCAAAGGAAUUGCGUAAUGAAGAAAAAUUCCGUUUCGACUUUUCAGGUUUCUCAUUUGUACUACAGCUUUUAUAAUUAACAACGAGAUAAUCCCUUUGAUACAUAAUUAUUCCGAAGAAAAAACCAGUUGUCACUGCCGCUUGAGCGUUCAAAGUGUCUUAAUUAAAAUUAAUCUCCAAUCUAUGAAAGAAAAUAAAAAAUAAAAUUCGUAUUAGAGUUCUAGGGAUGAAGAACUCAAUAGAAAGUGGCGUAUUAAUUCGAGAACUCGAGGUUCUCGUAUUUGUAAUGAGAUAAAUAUUAAGAAUGCUAUGAAUAGAGUAAGAAUAUGCGUAUAGGGUGCCUUUGUUUACAUUUUGUUUAUAAUUUGUUUAUAGUUCUUCCACACAAACGAAAAAUAAGAGAAAACAAUUUUUCAAUUUCUCAGAUAAAUGAAAACGUGAAUUGAGUGAUUUACCAAGAGAAAUUAUUUGUUAAAAAUAACUUUUCUUUUUUGUUUAAUUUAAAAUUCAUUACGAGAGUUGGAAUCAUUUGGUAAAUCAUUGAUAAUUAAGUUUUAAGUAUUUUUUAAACGAUAAUAAUAGCUGAUAUAAAAUAAAGACGAUUAAAAUGCUCUUCCUGAAUUAUUGAGAGACUAAAGUGAAUCAAUUUAUCAAUGCAAUUUAUCCAGUUACAUUUAUUAAUGCAAAUUUUCUGUUUUUUUGAGAAGAUGAUGGAGAGUCGAGGUGAAUUAGCGUUGAGCUACUUGUCCACUGGAUUUUUUAUACCGAAAAAUUUUAUCAAAAGUGUUUGAUGAUAGAAAAGGAGUCAUUUAUCGAUGAGAAAUUUAAGCACAAGGGGGUUUUUUCCAAGGGAUAAUUGUGAUGUGAUGUAAAAGGAGAUGAUUCCAAGUACUUCAUUUAUCAUUCUACGAGUAUCUUGGAAAAUAGUGGCCUCAGGGAAAAUGUUCUUGACAUUUUUUUUUCAUAAAUCCACCAGUUUCUGAAAUACUCAAGUAAAAAAUCAGCCUUUGGAGUCACAAUCUCUCAUCAUCAUCAUCACUUGGAUCGAACCAAACGCAACAAGUAGAGACGCCUGAUGUGUAAUCUGCGCCUAGACGCAUGUAAAAAUUGCUCUCACCUAUGAAUAAACUUACUAGUUCAUAAAGCUGUAGCAGGAUUUAAUUCUCAACGACAUAUUCAUGCAUAGACAAUAAUUCAUACCUACGAUUAAAUCCUCUUUUUUAGUUUUACUACGUAAUGUACAGGUGCCAUAAGUGAACGGACGAUCGUAAUUUGGUCACUAUUAUCCGAAUGAUUGGGAAAUCUUAACACAACGGUAACGAUGUAAUCCAUAAGCAAUUGUUUUUUUUGUUUCAUCUUUCAUUAUUUUUCUCUAUUUUUACGAAAAAAAAUUGUUACGUCGAGCAGGACAUGAUUUAGAGGUGGGCCUUUUCAAUUCCUCGACGCAAGUGGCGAUUAGAGGAGCAAGGGGGAUCUUUAAGUCAUGCAAAUGCUGAUUAUUAACGUAAUCUAGGAGUAAUGGUAUUAUAUUUCAUUAUUAUUCGAUUCGCAGACCUACAAUAAAGCAUGUUGUGAAUUUUA